Chaetomium fimeti is the source of this 1450-nucleotide messenger RNA. RefSeq lists its product as uncharacterized. Lineage: Eukaryota; Fungi; Ascomycota; Sordariomycetes; Sordariales; Chaetomiaceae. The transcript is spliced from 4 exons. The coding region runs from base 190 to 1017 and encodes 275 amino acids. The record is from RefSeq and is a predicted model, not a curated record.
UGCCGGUUCUGAAAAAUUCGCGUGGAUUUGUGUCCGUUGCUUGCUACCUUAACUACCUACCUCACCUUACUUGGGUAGUCGGCCCAAGUUAUCGUUCAACUGGCCCCAGCAACCCGCCGCCCCUAGCUCCCCAUUCCCGAACUGCUCAUACUCAGUCUGUGAAAAACAACCCCAAGUACCUAGGUAGUUAUGGACUACGCGCAAACCAUGGACGCAGCGCAACCGGGCUCAAGCCCAGGCGUUGGGACAAUUUUGAUAAUCGAGAGAUUUAGUGGUGGUCAGACUCAGUUUUUCAAAGAAGUAACUCAGGAAGUCAAAACCGGCUCUAACGAGAGGACGAUAACAUACCCUGAUGGAAAAUCUAUCGUUUUGAGAGGCUUGCAGCAGUUCGGGCCGGCCACGUCGCUCGGGUCGGCGCAGCCACCGUCCGGUGUUACGACCAGUAUUGUAGAGGGCCACAGUCAGACUCUAAGGGUCAUCAAGUCUGCGAUUGACCAGGUGAGGAGGGAUGGUAGCAGUAUCCGCGGGAUCAUCUACCUGCAUCGCUGCGACCAUACUUCAUGGAAUAAAACGGACAACUUCAAGUCUGACAUGAUACGGCUCAUUUUGGGGAAUGGGAAGACAGACCAACAGGUGAAGAUGCGUUGGUACCCUAACACCACCCAUCCUGCGCUUGAUGACGACCGACAAUCAACACUGGAAGAAUGGAAACGCAUCGUCGCCGAUUACAACGGCGGCGCCCUCGACACUCCCAUUUCGAAAGAAUCGCUGAGGCUCCUACUCGAGCAGGGCGAUUCAAUCACGUUGGCUUUGACCGAGGAACUCGCCAAGGAAAAAGAGCUUCGGAAGACGGAGGCUGGUAGGAGGGUGUUGAGGGAGCUGGACACGUCGAUUCAGGAACUUGAACGGCUGAUCAAGGAGUCCAAGAAAAUGUAUCCGCUAGUCGAGAUGCUCAAGGGGUACAAAAAGCGACUCAAGAAAGCGAAGAGCGACUUCAAGAAAGUAAAAGCGCGCUAGCUAUCUAGGAUGCCGGACUUUAGGUUGAUAUCGACAAGUGCGAAGUUGAAGUAAAUGGUUUUAAGUACCUCGGUUUUAUAGUUGACGCUGGGAAGGGAGUCUGAGUCGACCUAGAAAAGAUCAAAGCCGCUGAGUCGUGGGAGCACUCAAAGACCAUCACAUCAGGGGGCGGGGUUUCGUGGCUGUAUCGUGGUUGCCAACUACUACUAGGAAUCCGUCCUAAACUUCUCGAUAGUGGCAACAAGGCGCUGCCAGUCCAAGCUCCUCCCGUGGUCUAACCAAAGGAUGACGCACCACGAGUAAUUCGAGUCGUGUGGGUAAAUGCCACAUGCGCUCUCAGCAACUGGGAAAAUACAUGGACCCUUGAUGAACGGGCGAGACAUAAGUAUUCCAUAGAUGGUAAAAAUUUAGUUCAACGCGUAAUUAUGGUUUG